Molecule: messenger RNA, 2981 nt
Organism: Scomber scombrus (Atlantic mackerel)
Lineage: Eukaryota; Metazoa; Chordata; Actinopteri; Scombriformes; Scombridae
Product: transmembrane emp24 domain-containing protein 9
Exons: 5
Coding region: 36-698 (220 amino acids)
Biological process (GO): intracellular protein transport; Golgi organization; COPI coating of Golgi vesicle
Cellular component (GO): COPII-coated ER to Golgi transport vesicle; endoplasmic reticulum; endoplasmic reticulum-Golgi intermediate compartment
Source: RefSeq, a predicted model, not a curated record
UGCUCAGUAGUCGUCUCCCUCUCCCUGCAGGAAAGAUGGUGUCGUGUGUGUUGUCAGCUUUACUCCUCAACCUCCUCUGCUGCUGCUGCCUCGUCUCUUCUCUCUAUUUCCACAUCGGAGAGACGGAGAAGAAAUGCUUCAUAGAGGAAAUCCCCGACGAGACGAUGAUAAUAGGAAAUUAUCGCACUCAGCUGUACGAUAAGCAGAAAGAAGAGUAUCUGCCGGCCACUCAGGGUCUCGGCAUGUUCGUGGAAGUCAAAGAUCCCGACGACAAGGUGAUUCUGUCUCGGCAGUACGGCUCAGAAGGACGUUUCACCUUCACGUCGCACACACCCGGAGAACAUCAGAUCUGUCUGCACUCCAACUCCUCCAAGUUCUCCCUGUUCGCUGGAGGCAUGCUGAGAGUUCACCUGGACAUCCAGGUGGGAGAACACGCCAACAACUACGCUGAGAUCGCCGCCAAAGACAAACUGACGGAGCUUCAGCUGAGAGUGAGACAGCUGGUGGAGCAAGUGGACCAGGUCCAGAAGGAGCAGAACUACCAGCGGUACCGUGAGGAGCGUUUCCGUCAGACCAGCGAGAGCACCAACCAGAGAGUCCUGUGGUGGUCCAUCGUCCAGACUCUCAUCCUGGUCGCCAUCGGCAUCUGGCAGAUGAGACACCUGAAGAGCUUCUUCGAGGCCAAGAAACUGGUGUAAACCUGUCCAGUGUCAGUGUGUGUGUGAGCGUGCCUGUGUGUGUGUGUGUGUGUGUGUGAACGCCUGUGUGUGUGUGUGUGUGUGUGUGUGUGUGUGUGUGUGUGUGUGUGAACGUGUGUGUGUGUGUGUGUGUGUGUGAACGUGUGUGUGUGUGUGUGUGUGUGUGAACGUGUGUGUGUGUGUGUUUGUUCUCUACUGAUUGAUGCAGUACUGUCGGAGGAGAAGCUGCUGCAGACUGCUGAGGAAAAAACAGGACGCAGAGAAAUCCAGCUGCAAGAUUCAAAUUAUUAUUAAUAAUAUUAUAAUUAUUAUUAUUAUUAUAAUUAUUCAUAUUUCCUCUCAGAUCUUGUUUAUAUAUAUAUUAAAACAAAGCCCAAACAUUUGUAGUCGUCUAUCAGGAGGAACAUGUGACGCUCUAUUUAUUCCACACAGAGAGGUUUUACUAAAGAAGAUGAUCUGCUCGUGUAUAUUUAGAUUUUUUUGCUGUAAUCAAUCAAAAACAUGUUACUGGCCUUUUAGAGAUCUUCAAUAAUCAGUUUACAGCUUAAAAUAAAUGCAGUUUGGCCUCCUUUAAAAAGUGUUGUAAAUUUAAAAAAGUUAAUAUAACAGCACAUUUUUUAAUAGAGACUCUUAUAAAAGUCUCAUUAUAGUCUCAGUUUCAGAUCCUGCAGGAAAUAUAUAAAACUUAAAGACUCGAGGAUCAUUUUUUAAUGAAGAUAACAGCAGAGAAACAGAGAGCAGUGAUGCAUAUUUGUUAGUAUUUACUGCCUCUGGUUACUUUACAUCCUGAUAUCUCGUCUCUUUAGUUUUAUAAAGUUUCAUUUCUGAGCGAACGUGACGUCAGAAAGCUUCACGUGAUGUUGAAAAGAAAGCAGCUUAGCUUCUAUAUCAUCACUGAUUUAAACAUUUAAAUCCUUUCAGCAUCAGAUUAUCAAACAACAACAGACCUGUGAAGUAAAAAAAAAAGAGUUGAUUUAAAGAGCCGAACCAAGAUAAGAUAAAAGCUGGAACAGAGCAAACAUCUGGAUAGAUAGAUGUAGUUUCAUGUGUGUGUAUAAUCCUGCAGAUGUGUCCAGAUGUUGCUUCUCAGUUUCUACUUCAGCUCAUCAUCCUGAGAGAGACUCUUUAUAUCUGAUUCAUCCUCAGAGGUUUUGUCCAGUUUGUUUCUUUCUUCUGGUGAAAAUAAGACACAUAAAUUACCAAUCAGUCAUGAUCAGUGUGUAAAAGCUGAUUUAAUAGCGACUGAAAUCAAGCAGAUGUUUCCUGUUUUUGGAGCCGAUUAAAGAGCUAAAAAUGAGACAAUAUGACAAACAUCUGGACAGGUUUUAAUGUGUGUUUACACGUUUAAAUCCUGCUUGUUUUUGUCUCCAAACUUGAGCAGAUGUUCCCUUUUUUUUUUGACACAUCUGGUGACAAAUAUUCUAGAUAAAUGAAAGUCUCUCUCAGUCUGUUAGGUUUUUAAUUUUCAGUGAAAUCUGAACCAAAUACAACAGUUUAAAUGUUUGUUACUGCGUCCAAUUUGAAUGUAUGUUUCUGUCUUUUUUGUGUUUGUUUGUGGGCUUGGUGGAGGUGGAGGUGGAGAGAAGGAUAAUUGUUUUGUUUUUGGGGGGGGGGUAAUGGAUCAAUAAUCUUUAAAACAGAUGAGAGUUUAACUCUGUGGUUUUUGUCAGCUGUGACACUGCCAGAGACGCCUCCUCCUACACACUUCUGUCCUCAGUUUUUACUCAUUUUUUUCUUUUAAAGAAUUUACUUUUUGCUUUUUACAUGAAAGCAACAGAUCUGCUGUAUGUAAGGAGAGUUUCUCAGUUGUUGACUUGGUGAAAAACUACAAAAAAGCCGCAUUGAGAGAAGAAAAAACACAAUUUAAGGGGAAUAAAGCCUCAUAAAAUCUUUUUUUUUUUUUAACCUCAGAAGAGCAAAACAAAAUGAGUUUUUUCAAAUCCUCUGAAAGUUAAAGAAGAAUUCAGGAUUUUAGGAGUGAAACAGCUAAAAGUCAGAUUUAUUUAAGAGCUAUGAAAGGUGAUCAGUUUAUUCUUCCUUUGUGUUUUUCUCUCUUCGGUUAUUAAGAUUUUUUUUUUGGUCCUUUUUGUUCGUUUUCUGGUGGUUGUGUUUGAUUUUUUUUUUUCGUUUGGCUGCAGGUUGAUUUCAGAAAUGUUUUAGGCUGGAAUAAUAAAUAAAUAAAAAAAUAAAGGAGGGGGGCUUGAAUUUUAUUUUUUAGAAAGAUUCUGUCCAUGUGAGAAAUGUGUCUAAAAAUUGCACUUGAAAUAAAGUUUUGUCACAUUU